UUACUAUGAGGAGGAGAGCUUUAAUCAGCAUCCGUUUUCGAGGGUAGUCGAGCCCUUUGUUUUUUUUUUAUAGUCCAGUAUUUUUUUAAUUAGGCCUUUAGUAAGUUACUUUCUGCUUGAUUUAAUCUAACUUAACGUCGACAUGGCGGAUUGGAAGAUGCCAGUGAGUUACAAUUUUAACCCAUCUUAUCAUGCGUAUGCAUACGGGCUCAUGUACCCGCAAGUGUCAGAACACGGCGUCCCGAAUCUGAGCUGGCCCGAGACCGCGUACACGCACUCCGGCGGGGUCACCGCAGGCUACUUUACCGCUCAAACCGCACAGCAGUCGCCGCCCUGGAGCCCGGAGAAUGGCGGGGCCAGCGGCACCUACAGCCAUUAUCCGGGACACGCGCAGAACGGACGACUCUUUCUGUCCAAUAACAAGACUGAGCCCGAUCCAAAGGCUAAAGAUGCAGAGCAGGCCAGCAGCGACACACCCAGUGAUUCCGAGGCCCACACGCCAGAUUCCUGGAGCUCCGCAAGCAGUCGAGAAGGGGUUCCUCUGACCAACCUCAAUCUGCCGUCCUGGAGAGAUCGGGACUAUGAAACUGACAGUGGCAGUCCUGACAGCGGAGAACAGAAUUUAACCUCCAGAGCAGGAGAGGAGCCAGUCAAUCUGAAUCUGGGGGUCGAUGCUCUGCCUCCUCUGCCUGCAUUGACUGCAUCCCCAGUCCGACCUCCGACCCUGCCCCGCAAGACCCGGGCUGCAUUUUCUGAAGAGCAAAUGAAUGCUUUGGUCAAUCGGUUUAAUGUCCAGAGAUACCUCACACCUGCAGAGAUGAAGACACUUGCUGGAGCGACAGGAUUAACAUACAAACAGGUAAAAACAUGGUUUCAGAACCGCAGGAUGAAACUCAAGAGGCAUCAGAGAGAUAGCAGUUGGAUGACGGAGAGAUAUGUUGUUAAUGCUGUACCCAACACACCAGCUCCUCAAUCUCAGUUUCAGAAUGAACCACCUGGAGCAAGCCAAGACCACUACAGUAACCCUCAGGUGAGGGAACCUGUUUUCAAGAGGAGCCCUCCAAAAACAGCCUUCUACCACAGUUACCCACAGCCACGCUCCCCAACCCAGGCCACCACGAGACCCCCAGGAACCUGGCCUCUGCCCCCAGCUGUGACGCACUACGAGUUCCCUAACCCCAUCAGCUACAUGCCAGCACGUGAUGGCAGCAAUGCAGCGAACAAAGAAAGCAGCCCUUCUCCGCUGGCAACUUCGCCUACUGCUGGCCUGUGGGCAACUAAAGGAAUAACUUUGCUGUGAGUCCAGCUGCUUUGUGUAUAUUAUCAAUCUUCAGCCAUGCAGCCUUCGAUCUUCACCAUGUUUGUAAAUAGAAUUUUUUUGGCAACACAUUGUUGGAUAUUUUUAGGCAGUGAUGUCAUGGGUUGCCAGUUGGGGUUGAGCGAGACUUGUCUCCUGAUUUUUGAUCCUGUAAAGUUUGCCUUUUUUAAACUCCGCUUUAUACUGGAGAUCUAUUUUUAUAACUUUUUACCUAUUCAGAGUAUUUAAUAUGUUAAUCCUUUGCCCUUCGAGAUUUUUCUUUUUGAUUUGGUCGGGACUAAUUUGUCUUAUGAAUUUGUAUGAAUGUAUGCAAGGCACUGUGCAACAUCUAAUGUGAAUGGGGAAAGGGUUGUCUGUACUGCACUGUUCUAUCAAUCUCACUGUCUGUGUAU
This is a messenger RNA of Danio aesculapii, 1710 nucleotides long. It is a transcript of the gene nanog, whose product is annotated as nanog homeobox. The record is from RefSeq and is a predicted model, not a curated record. Gene Ontology annotation, molecular function: DNA-binding transcription factor activity, RNA polymerase II-specific; RNA polymerase II cis-regulatory region sequence-specific DNA binding. Lineage: Eukaryota; Metazoa; Chordata; Actinopteri; Cypriniformes; Danionidae. Bases 143 to 1300 code for a protein of 385 amino acids. The transcript is spliced from 4 exons. Gene Ontology annotation, biological process: regulation of transcription by RNA polymerase II.